UCGAAAUUAGAGGUCACCCUGUGUUUCACAAUGGCCGACAGUUGACAUAAGUGUGUUACUAUUGUUGCUUAUAUAUAUAUACAGUGCUCAAUAAAUAAAUAAACAAACAAACUAAUAAUAUAAAUUAAUGAUAAUCAUUUAGUUAUAAUAUUAUCAAUAAAAAAUAAAAUGAAUAUGUCUGUGGAAAAAAGAAAAUAUCAAUCAGCAUUACCAACAAAUUGGCCAACAAGAGAUCAGCAAGAUGCUGCACGUAAAAAUCAUCAAAAUCAACAAAAUCAACAAAAUCAAUUACAAUCAUCAGCAAAACAAACUGAUAUUUAUUACUACAGUAGAAGCACGAGAAAUGACACAACAUUGGUACCACCAAUAAGACAAACAGCAUCAAUAUUUAAACAACCAGUAACUAUUUACAAAACACAAGAUGGAAAAGUUAAAGAUAAUAAACAUGGAAAUCAAGAUAAACCAAAACAGGAAAAUGCUGAUAGAACAGAUGGAAAAUAUAGUUCUCAAGACAAACCAAAACAGUUAUUUUGGGAAAAAAGACUGGAAGGAUUAAGAGCAUGUGAUCCAGAUGGUUUUGAAUUUGAUGCAAUGGAUUUACCAAAAUCACUUAAACCAGUUGGACCAUAUAUUACAGAAGAAACAUUAUUACAAAGUGUUGCAACAGCAUUGCAUUUAUCAGUUCAACCAGUUACUGGACAAACUGGAUCAAAAUCAUCACUAGAAAAAAAUCCAGGUGUUUUUCUUAAUCCUGAUCAGCCACUUGUACAGGCAGUGGCAGUUGGUGAUGAUGAUAUUAAACGACAAGAAGAUCGUGUUGCAAUUGCAAGAAAAAAGCUUCAAGAAGCUCUUAGAGUGCAAAUGACUUGAAGAAAUUUUUAUUAUUAAUAUUUAUAUUAUUAUUAUUAUUAUUAUUAUACUGUAUUUAUAAAUAAUUUUUUAUAAUUUUCUUAAUCUUCAUUUCUAUUUCUUUUUAAUCAUAAUGUAAAUUGUAAAAUUAUUAUUUUUUUUUUAAAAUAAAUGUUUGAAUAUUGUAUGAAAAAAAAA
Aphidius gifuensis is the source of this 1047-nucleotide messenger RNA. It is a transcript of the gene MBD-like, whose product is annotated as methyl-CpG-binding domain protein 3. The record is from RefSeq and is a predicted model, not a curated record. The coding region runs from base 169 to 870 and encodes 233 amino acids. The transcript is spliced from 5 exons. Lineage: Eukaryota; Metazoa; Arthropoda; Insecta; Hymenoptera; Braconidae.